AUGCAGGGUCAACGUCCAGCAAUACUGGCUAGUGUAAUUAAUAAUACUACACAUUUUACUCGGUAUCGUCCCAUUUCGUUGGUUUUGUGUUUUACUCCAAUUCCACUGCACCGAGUUAACUUCCAUGUGACGUACCAUAUCCAACGUCUUUGGAAACGACGUUGCAUACUUUCCCUUGACCUGAGCUACCUCCACUUUUUGACUUCAGAUAGCACCCUCGGUGCCACCAUUCCAAGCGUAAAUUCAAUAUUUGAGUUGGGAAUUCACUUAAUUCCGCUCUUUCUCAUGCACAGGUUCACGAAGGGGUUGGAAAACUUACAAACUGGAAUCAAGACGGAUCUACGAACACUCGGCACUUGUGAAACAAUUGAGGGACCAUAAGGAUCAAGGUUGUUACAUGUAACGACUAGACUGAGAAACAGGUGCCUCUGCUCUCCCUCAUGCUGCUCAUCUUUUCCCUACUUAAUCGGCCGCAGCGCUACUGUUUCCUAUCCAACUUGGGCCAACCGCGUUCUGAUGAUAUCGUCGCAAACAGUCAAUAAUUUGACCCUACAUACGACGACAAGUAUGCCGAGCAAAUCAGAGUAUUCACGCAGGAUUCGGAGGUACUCAAGUUAAUAUGAUUUUGAUGACCUCCACGUGCUUGUGUCACGGGCUUGUAUCACUCAGUCGCCGAUGCCCAACGUUAUCCACGCAGGUAGAACCGACGGCUACCUUGAGUUAGUCCAGAAGGAGAAUGGAGUCGAAAAGCUUCCAUGACAAGCUUACUCGAUCUGUCUUCACCUCGACUUUCUGAUGGUACUUAUCCCAUCGACGGCAAGCGUGGAUUUGUACCAGUGUGCAAAAUAAACUAAUCCUCGACUACUCCAAGGAGCAUUUCUUCAUUGCUUGCUCUUAUUCCCAGUAUGCACUUUCUAGGGCAUCCAGCAUAGUACAAAAUAUUACGACUGCAAUUUGCAUGACCUUUGACAUGAUUCUCCUCACCCAUUUUUCCCAGUUGGUUGGUGAAUCGCGUCGGACACGUAGCCCAUUACCUCGCACCAGACAUCAGCGGCUUUAGUGCCGUGCAGAAGUUUAUACAUCCAUUGGCAUACGGUUGCUGCACGAUUUUGGACUCAGUAUUACUCAAAAGUACAACCACUUACAGUCC
Molecule: messenger RNA, 1150 nt
Organism: Dicrocoelium dendriticum
Lineage: Eukaryota; Metazoa; Platyhelminthes; Trematoda; Plagiorchiida; Dicrocoeliidae
Source: the annotation of a GenBank genome assembly